Scaptodrosophila lebanonensis is the source of this 888-nucleotide messenger RNA. Its product is annotated as chymotrypsin-2. The transcript has a single exon. The coding region runs from base 1 to 807 and encodes 268 amino acids. The record is from RefSeq and is a predicted model, not a curated record. Gene Ontology annotation, biological process: proteolysis. Gene Ontology annotation, molecular function: serine-type endopeptidase activity. NCBI's taxonomy places the organism in Eukaryota, Metazoa, Arthropoda, Insecta, Diptera, Drosophilidae.
AUGAAGGCGGUGUUACUGAUACUCGGGGCUAUUGCCACGGGCGCUGCUGGUAUUCGUGUUAAGAAUGCCACGCAGUUAGCCAAGGAUCAAUUGGUUGUGGGUGGCGAGGCAGCUGAAGAAGGCUUUGCACCCUACCAGGUUUCGCUUCAAACCUUGUCCGGUUCACACUUUUGUGGCGGCGCCAUUGUAAAUGAGUUGUGGGUCUUAACAGCCGCUCAUUGUGUCGUCGGUGCUUGGCCAGAACUCGUGGCAGUCGCCUCUGGAACCAACCAGUACACUCGUCCAGGCGCGAUUAACUAUGUGAGCGCUAUUUACACUCACUGCAACUACGACAAUCCACUAAUGCACAAUGAUAUUGCUCUGCUGAAAUUAACCGAUCCCUUAACUUGGAACGAGCGAACUCAGCCCAUUCCUUUGGCAGUGGCUCCUAUGAGAGAAGGCGACGAAGUCAUCCUAACUGGCUGGGGCACCACAGUGGCGGGUGGCUCAGUACCUGUAAAUCUGCAGGUGCUGUAUUUAAAGUUCGUCCCACACGAACCAUGCAAACAGGCGCUCAACGAUGAUCCUGACUGCGAUGUUGGACAUAUUUGCACAUUCUCUCGUGCCGGCGAAGGCGCUUGUCACGGAGACUCUGGAGGUCCUCUUAUAAGCGGUGGGCGGCUCGUAGGACUGGUCAAUUGGGGUUGGCCUUGUGGUUUGGGAAUGCCAGAUGUGCAUGCCAGUGUAUUAUUCUACAGGGAUUGGAUACGUAAUGUAAUCGGUGGUAAUGCCAAAUGCGGUGGCUAUCAGUCGACAGUGUCUGAUUAGGUUAAUGACCAAGUUUACGGUGUGCAUGAUAAGGGUCGCAACUGAUACUAUCAGGAAACCGAAUAAAAGUUACGAUAUAAA